AUUUAAGGUCGAAAUCAUUUUUAUUUUGAUAAAAUUCACGCAAAUUUCCAUGUUCGGCCCAUUCAGUCACCAAAUACCAUUGAUUUCCAUCAGAAAUCAUUCCAUGAAAUUUUAUGAUGUUUUGCCAAUCAUGAAGUUCUUUAAGAAUUGCAACUUGUUUUUGUACAGUCACUUCGUCCUCUCCUCCAGAGAUAGUUUUAAAAGCGAAUUCAGCACCUUUAUUUGUUUUUUCAUACCAUUUAGUUACACGUCCAUUCUUACGUGGUUUCUCAUUAUCAUCCCGUUCAUAAUCAGAAAAUUCUAGUGGAUGUACCUGAAAGACAUCGCUAAUUUUUGUUUGACCUUUAAAUUUUCCUUUUAUUGUUUUAUACAUUGCAUUAACUUUUAUAAUUGUUGAAAAAAACUUUUUACUUGAGUCUGUGAAGCAGUCGUUAUCAUCAAUACCAGCCACCAUUCCUUGUAGAUAUUUAAAUAAAUCAUCUUGAUCGGAUUUUAAUUGUUCAAGUUCAUCAGCAAUUUCAACGUUAAAAGAAAAAGACAAUAAGUUAAUACAACUGUCGAAUUCCAUACAUAAUUUUUUAAAAAUUUUCUCAACACUUUUCUCUUUAAGGUAUUUUAUCAAAGUUUUCAUUAGAGAGAUUUCUGAUAUAAAUUUUUUAAUUUGUUUUAUAAUAGUAGAUAAUUCUUGUAAACGUAUAUAAUUUAUUUUAUUAAAAAAAUCUUCUCU
Rhizophagus irregularis DAOM 181602=DAOM 197198 is the source of this 727-nucleotide messenger RNA. Lineage: Eukaryota; Fungi; Glomeromycota; Glomeromycetes; Glomerales; Glomeraceae. The record is from RefSeq and is a predicted model, not a curated record.